Messenger RNA from Acipenser ruthenus (sterlet), 1111 nucleotides. RefSeq names its product 3-hydroxybutyrate dehydrogenase, type 2 (gene bdh2). Bases 152 to 889 code for a protein of 245 amino acids. The transcript is spliced from 10 exons. NCBI's taxonomy places the organism in Eukaryota, Metazoa, Chordata, Actinopteri, Acipenseriformes, Acipenseridae. Gene Ontology annotation, cellular component: cytoplasm. Gene Ontology annotation, molecular function: 3-hydroxybutyrate dehydrogenase activity. The record is from RefSeq and is a predicted model, not a curated record. Gene Ontology annotation, biological process: siderophore biosynthetic process.
AUCGAAUUGCCCAUCACUAAUGCGCGUAUUUCAAAAUAAUGCAAAAUUCAGCACGACAACGGAACUAAAUCCUGCGUGCAGUUUAAAGUUCACUACGUCCAGCAGUACAAAAGUCAAGUGGUGUCUUACGGGCAGAAGUUAGUAAUUUAUCAUGGGUCGGUUAGAUGGGAAGGUGAUUUUGCUGUCUGCUGGUGCUCAAGGAAUUGGAAGAGCUGCUGCUGUCGCUUUUGCAAAAGAAGGGGCUGAAGUUAUUGCUACAGAUGUCAAUGAAGACAAACUUAAAGAAUUACACCAGUACCCAGGUAUCAAGACCAGAGUUCUUGACGUGACCAAGAAGGAUCAAAUUGAAGUUCUGGCCAAAGAACUUGACAAAGUUGAUGUCUUAUUUAAUGUUGCAGGUUUUGUCCACCAUGGUACUGUCCUGGAUUGUGAAGAAGGGGACUGGGACUUUACAAUGAACCUGAAUGUUCGUAGUAUGUACCUGAUGAUAAGAGCUUUUCUGCCGCAGAUGUUGGCUCGAAAGUCUGGCAACAUUAUAAACAUGUCUUCAGUGGCUUCUAGUAUAAAAGGAGUUGUAAAUAGAUGUGUGUACAGCACAUCGAAGGCAGCUGUUAUUGGGCUCACCAAAUCUGUAGCAGCUGACUUCAUUGAGCAAGGCAUAAGAUGCAACUGUAUAUGCCCUGGAACAGUAGACACGCCUUCACUGAGAGAACGGAUCCAGGCCAGGCCCAACCCUGAACAGGCAUUAAAAGAUUUUCUAGCAAGGCAGAAAACUGGAAGAAUGUGCACUGCUGAGGAAGUAGCUCAUCUUUGUGUAUUCUUAGCCUCUGAUGAAUCUGCCUACGUGACAGGCACAGAACAAAUCAUUGAUGGUGGCUGGAGCCUUUGAACACAGCACAAGGAGUGCCAGUGAAGAUACCUGUUAAUCCCUGGCUACUCAAGAGCAAAUAACAAUGGCUUAAUUAAACUACUACCUUGUAAACUGUUGUUCAGUACAAAUUCAGUGUUUUUAAAUGGGGAGUUAACCAAAUUGGACUGAUCUUUUAAUAUUGAAUCAUAAGGGGUAUGAUUUCUUAUUAUAGAAACCAUGAAUAAACAGAAGGCCCAUUAA